AUGGUUUUCUGCCAAGGUUCAUACCGAGGAACGCACAUUAGUGGCACAAGCAAAAAAUAUCAAGACAGCUACUUUCCAAUGCGUUGGUUGAAACUGAAAAACAUCUUUGCCAAGAGUGAAGAUCGUCCGACACCACCGGAGGUAUACAACUGGCGGGUUUAUGGUACAGCGUUGAUUGCCUCAUCGGCGAGUGUGCUGAUCGGCUACGACACUGGGUUCGUCGGGGCGUGCUUCACCAACACACAUUUUCUGGCGAACUUCGGCCUCGUGCCAGACACACCGGCGACGGACACCACGGUGUCGAACCUGAUUUCGUGUUUCCAUGCAGCAGCAUUUUUCGGGGCUCUAUUCUCGUAUCCUUUGUCUCACUACUACGGGCGGAAAGUGGCGUUGAUCAUUGCGGCGGCGCUGGCCACGAUUGGUGCUGCAAUGAUGCUUGUAGGAGUUACCGGGAACCUGGGUCCAAUGUACGUGGGGCGUGUCCUCACGGGCCUAACCGUGGGGGCGUCGACAAACCUGACGGUGGUUUACUUGAGUGAGGUUUCGCCGGCUUCGAUCCGUGGUCAAAUUAUCGCUGCGUUUGAAAUCGGUUGGCGUGUGGGUGAUCUGGUUGGGUUCUGGAUCAACUACGGAAUCAGCCAACACGUUCCAGCAGGUAACAAACAGUGGAUCAUCCCUGUGGGAGUGCAGCUGAUCCCCGCAGGACUCUUUCUGAUUGGCUCUUUUGUUAUGGUGGAAUCCCCACGUUGGCUGUUCCAACAGAACCGUGACGAGGAGGCCAUCAAGAGCUUGUGCUUCUUGCGUCAUUUGCCAGUCGAAAACGGCUACAUGAUUUGGGAAAUCAACUCGAUUCGGGACUCUGUGGCCGCUCAAAAUGCUCAGAUCGGCUCCGGAAUGAUGGACCCUGCCAAGGAGGUGUUUAUCCGCAACCGCAAAUACGCCCGCAGACUAAUUGUGAGUUCGAUUUUGCUGGUCAUCCCCAACUUCAUGGGAAUUCAAUCUAUCAAUUACUACUCGCCCAAGAUUUUCCAGAACAUCGGUGUCAAGGGCACCAACGCUUCGUUGUUCUCAUCCGGUAUGUUUGGUGUGGUCAAGUUCAUCUGUACUUUCAUCUACAUUCUGUUCAUUGUAGACAACUUUGGCAGACGCAAGGCGUUCAUGAUCUCCGCCUUUGCGUGCUCUCUAUGUUUCUGGUACUUGGGGGCCUAUCUGAAGAUUAACGACCCAACCAAGCCAGGUGUCGUCGCUGGCCCAGGCGGCACUGCUGCUAUCGCCAUGAUGUUCAUCUGGACCGCUUCCUUUAUCCUCGCUUGGUCUGGUGGCCCCUUUGUGUGGAGCUCGGAAGUCUUUGAACAGAACAUCAGAACCUUUGUGCAGGCUAUCAACGCAGCCAUGUCCUGGGUCCCCAUCUUCAUCAUGACCAGGUUAACUACCACCAUGAUAGACAAGAUGCAGUACGGUAUUUUCUUUUUCUUCGCCGCCGUUGCCACUCUCGCUGUGCCAUACGUAUUUUUCUUGGUGCCCGAAACGAAAGGUAUCGCUUUGGAAGACAUGGACAAGUUGUUCACCCCAGGCAUUCCAGCAUACAGAGCUCACCAACGUGUUCACGAAGAAUACGCGCGCACCACAUUGGAAGUUCAAAAAUCCUCCUCUCAAUUCUUUAACGACCAAGAGUCGUCCAAGAAGGCCGACACCAACAUGGUCGAAGAUGCCGCUCUAUUUGACCAAAACUCUAGAGUUUGA
This is a messenger RNA of Lachancea dasiensis, 1743 nucleotides long. The record is from the annotation of a GenBank genome assembly. Lineage: Eukaryota; Fungi; Ascomycota; Saccharomycetes; Saccharomycetales; Saccharomycetaceae.